This is a messenger RNA of Pogonomyrmex barbatus (red harvester ant), 2112 nucleotides long. RefSeq lists its product as uncharacterized. The record is from RefSeq and is a predicted model, not a curated record. Lineage: Eukaryota; Metazoa; Arthropoda; Insecta; Hymenoptera; Formicidae.
ACUUAUCGAGGAAUAUCGGGUGCCAUCAAGUUCCGUUUCCUCCUACGCCGAAACAUGAUUACAAAUGUCGCAGUGGCUGUCAGUGAUCGUAGUAUUUACGUAGUGUUUACGAAUCGGAACGAUAAAAUGCCUUGGUUAAAUGUCAAUCUCUUAGUGCUUCCGAUACGCAAAUAGUUCUCGAGAAUCAUCGAAAUUUUGACUCGUUAUAAAUUUGGAAAUAGUGAAUGAACCAUGAGCGCUUGAGAGGAGCUCGAACAAAAUAUCAGCUCCAGUUUUGAGAUCAGACGGUUCAGUCACGUGCUAUUUUAAUGAUCGUAUCUUAUUCCUCGAGUUUGAGGUCAACGAUUUUCCAUAGCAAAGAUUUAAUGUUAUUUUUGUUAUUGACUGCGCAGUUAGCCUUCAAAUGUUGAAGAUAUCGUCUGCACGAACAAGAAUUUAUAAUAAUAAAUAAUAAAAUUAGUGAAUUAGCUUCAGAAAUAUUUUAUUUCAACAGAAAGACUCAAUUAUGAGCUUAAUUCGCUCUUCGCUCGAAAUUCUCAUUAUAAAUCAAACCCUUGGUCUUUUAUAUAUAAUUUAUUUUUACGUUUCUUGGGCUAAAAAGAUAUAGAUAUAUUUAGCAUUAAUGAUAGUAAAAAAUUGUAAAUAUCCCUUCAUGUUUUCAAAGGUAAGAAUAGUUGAAAAUUUAUCAAAAGAAAGGAGCCUGACAUAGUAUUCUGCUAUUUAUAAAAAAGGCCAAAGAAAAUUAUAAUUUUAUUAUUUUGUUUAAUUGUAAUUGUGGUUAGUUCGCUAAUCAUCAUACUAUAUGUGGGACUAACAGCACGUGUGUUGUAGUCACCGUGUACAAUGGAGUCUCGUGCGAUCGAUCGAAUGAACACGACGUGGCGCACUCCUGGAAAAACGAAUUAUGAUACACGUGUCGUCCGAGAACGCGCAAAGAUAUGAUCGGGUGAAGCGUAAAGGAGCGGCUUUUCUGACGAAUUUAUUUAAAUCGAGAAAACUGGCGAUAGGAAUGAAGAUAAACGAAGACGAAGAGACGGAACGUGCGCCCAGAGUGGAGACUCCUGCAAUUAUUACCAACGCUUAUCGUCGAAGCGGCUCGGAGAACGACAACACGAUGUCGCGAAUUCCGUCAACCUUGAGUGUGACAGCAGUGGACGUCGUUGUCUCUUGUCAACCGUCUCCUUCGCACUCAAUCCUGACCCUGACACCCGGUAGAACACGUAACAUCGAUCAGGACAUGGAGGCGCUUAGGCUGAGUCGUCAGGAUAAUCCUUUCCUACAGGUAUUAGCGAGUCGAGAGAGCCUCGUGGAAUCGAUCGAGGAGUCCGAAUCCGACGAUGCGAUUUUGAUGUCGCAGGAAUUGGGUGAUGCGGAUCCACUCACACUGGCGCAGGUACACGAGCACCUGGUACGCAGUCCACCCCCGGCUUCGUGGCCCAAUUCCACGGCCUUCCAGUUUCCCAAUCAGGAUGAAAGUACCCCAGGCAAAAAUGACGUGGCACCCCUAGUCAAAAGCCCGUCAAAGACACCCUCGCAUCGUGUUAACGAGCACGAACUCUCUAGGAGCGAAACUACAACCGAUAUUAGAGAUCGGCAUUCUCAUCCUUUCUCAUUACUACAUCCUACGCCGAUUCGCUCCUUAUCGGAAGUUCGACGACUUCAUCGAUCGGCCGACGAUAGCGUGCAACUUAUGUCGAAUGAAUAAAUUUCGUCUGGGAGAUCCUGAUCGGAAUGGUUUCUCAUGACUGAAGGAUGUUCAUUACUGCCGAAUAUCCUUCGAGAAGGCGAUCGCUAAGUCAAAGAAAAUUUCGUUUGUACAAACGAAAUUUAUGAUCGAUUCCGGGCAAGGUUCGUUCUAAUUACGAAGGUUGGUAUACAAGAAAUACGAAGGACCAUCGAGAUUUUCAUGUAUCUGAUUCUUGGUCAGAUUGAAAUACUAUAAUACGUUUGAGAUGGAUGUAACAGGAAAUCACAAACUAAUUAACGAAACGCAAUGAGUGUGAUUUUUGAGCGCAAUUAAUAUUCUCUUCAAUGAGAAGAUAAAAGAAUGCGCAUAUUGAAAAAAAUAAUGAUUUCAUUAUUUAGAAUUUUAAUAGUCCAUUAAACUUUUUU